CUGAGUGUUUGGUUUGGUGUGCAGACAGAGUGCUUCCUGGCGUCAGCUGCGCGUGAGGGAGGUGCCGGAGGUCCUCCCUGUCCUCGGGCUGUGAGAGAGCCUGGCUGGAGAUGGGAUGACAUGGGAUUAUUCAUGUCGACGAAGAUCGGAGGGAUAGUUGCGUUUGCCUUUGUACUCCUGUCCCUCCUGGCCCCGGGGGACCCUGCAGAUGUGAGGUGUGAGAACGUUUAUAAAGACUUUUCUGACUGUGUGCUGGAGCUGGGAGAGAGCAUGGACAACUACCAGGAGAACGUGACCAGUGAGAGUGGAGUGGCAGCCGUGUGCAGCCACUGGGAAGCUUUCCACACGUGUGCCCUCACGGCCCUGUCCGACUGCCAAGAAGAAGUCAGCUCCAUCUGGGAGACUCUGAGGCAGGAUUCCCGGAAGAUCCGCUUCCAGGGAAGUCUGUUUGACCUGUGCAGCCCCAGCUCCUCUCCCAGCCUCAGUCUGCCGACGGUUGUCCUUACCCUGCCACUGAUGCUCGCCAUAACGGGGAGUAACCCCGUUUGGAUGGGUUAGGAGUGGGAUUCUCGGGAGUCCCCAUUCUCUGAGUUUCAAUCCAUCUAUACUCAACUUUAAAAGCCAAGGACUUAGGAUGGACAAAUGUUUUAAAGGAUUAGUUUGACGUAGAGCCACGGAUGUCUGUGGUAAGACAAUCAAUGCCUGUUUUAAUGAGUAAUGUUUCAAACUCUCCAACUAUUUGAAAACCUUUUUCUUCCUAUAUGCUUGAUGGUGGAGAAUAAUAUUUAUGUCCAAUCCAUCUGUCGAGGUGGAAUAGAACACUCUGUUGCAUUCAUGGGAUAUUAUUGUCACGAAAACUGUAGGUCUGGGUUACUAUUCAAGAGGUGGACACAUGACUAACACAAAUAAGCAUGAACCAAUGCAGUCUAACAUAAGAUGAAAAGCAAUUUCAAUUAAACUCCCUAAAGGUUGAAUUUUACUCUGUUUUGUCUAUAGUUUGAAUAUAUUAUGAUUGUUAUCAGACUAAUUUAAUCAUUUGGUAAGUACGGUAGAUGCAAGAACUAUUAACACUUUCAACAGAUGCACAUCCACAAUAAGUCAUUUAGCUUAAAGUUGGUAGAUGACACUGAAUCAAUUUCUCAUUAAACAGAUACCAAUAGAUCUUUUAAGGUGCUGAGAGUGGUUUUUGCUUUUUAGAUUUACAGUCAAGUUAGCUGUUCCCUCCCUUUGUCAGUUAUUUAGCAAGGCUAGGCUAACCACCCACAAGCUGUGGUUUCAUGUUUCCAUUUGAUGGCAAAAACAUCAAUUAGUCAUGAAACAAAAUAUAGAAAUAUUAAUCAUGCUCUUCAUCUUAACCUUUGAAAUUGCGCAUUUUGGCAUAGUCACAACCUGUUGGAAGUGAGGGAAUAACAAGAAAAAAUAGCUCUCUAAUUCAGGUAUUAUGCUAUUUUAUACAGAGUUAUGAUUUAGUCCUAAACCUAAGGGAGCAGAUUUGAUGAAGUUUUCCCUCCUAAAUCUAGUAAAUGUUUUGAUGCAAAUAGGAAAAAACAAAAAUAAGUCAGAAGCCUCAUCUUGAAAGUAAAAGCUGCACAUUUUCAUGCAUGUUUGUUUGGCUGACAAUUUAAGGUACACCCAACUACAGAAAUAAAAAAGUAGCCCAGAGGAUAAUCUUAACAAAUUUUUGUGAUACAAUCGUAUUUCAAUGACAUUCCCAAAAAUUAGUUUAAUGUCAAUGACUGCUCUGUUUAGUGCAUGAAACCUGUGUCUUGAUUUAAAUCUUUACCAACCUGUUAGAUUUAGGCUGUUCCUUUGGGUGGGCGUCGAAAACUGUUAAAAAGUGAAGUUAUGUCACAGCGUGUCGUGUGGUGGGAUAAAAGCUCCCUGUAGUGUGUGAGGAUUUGCUGUGCCUUUUAUUGAUGUUACUUUGGUACCUUUAGUUGUGUUUUGCUAAAAUGUUCAAAACAUUCAAACCAAGAAUCACCAAGAUAAAUAUAGAAUCAUACACUUGACUUGAACCCUCGCCUUGAUGGACCAUACUUAAGUUUAAAGCUUGCACCUCCAGUGAGACAUUAAUAGUUUUGCAAUGACUGGAGGAAGAGCUGCCAUUUCUCAGAAUAUUUUAACUUGUUGUAAGCAACUUGAAAACAAGCUUUAAAACCAACAGAUUGUAAUAAAAGGCAAAGUAUCUGGUUCAGUGUAUUGAAAUAUAAUUAAUGGAGCCGGUUAAUAACACAAGCUGCCACAUAGUUGCAUGGACUGCUCUGCACAUUUUCAUUCACUGCAACAACUUUGAAAACAAUGUUUAGAGAGCUUCUGCUGUUGAUUACUGACAUUACACAAACUUGGAUUUUCUUUACAACAAGUGGAACAGUGAAAUUAGGCACAAAAAAGGCAUUAUUGCCUUGCAUUUUCCUGCGGUCACAGAGAUGACAAUAACAGGUCACCAAUCAAGACCAAGAGAUAAGAGUGCCUUUGCAGUUUAGGCUCCAUCCUACCUCAAACCUUACCCCACAAACAAGUUGAAGAAAACAGAAAUGGUAGAUCAUCUCAUUCAAACAAGAGGUUAUUCCCACUCAGCUAAUGGCAACAAGUCUGUAAUAUUUUUCAUGCCUAUGAACUUGAGGGGAAAAGUAAUUUCUACGAGCAUGGGUUAUAAUAUUUUUCAACUUAUUCACAAACUCCCCAGUGCGUUGCAUAUUUAAUGUGCAGACAGAGGAGUGUCAGACUUUGAAAUGCAUAUAUUGGUAAAAUGCUUAUUUAGUGUGUUUUAGUGACCAAACAGCUAUUUUAAUCUGUUGUGAGCUUGUAGUCACAGUACAGCCAAGUAAUCUUAACCAAAAUGGUCAAUAAAGAUCAUGAACAACAGCAAUAUCAAUAAUAAGUAAAGCUUUGCCCUCAGUUA
Menidia menidia (Atlantic silverside) is the source of this 2902-nucleotide messenger RNA. The record is from the annotation of a GenBank genome assembly. Lineage: Eukaryota; Metazoa; Chordata; Actinopteri; Atheriniformes; Atherinopsidae.